CUGGAAACAAAGCGGACGCUCAGAAACUGGAGAUGUCGUCAUGUGAGUGUUUCGCUUGCAAAGUGUGGGACACGAAAGACCUGGUAUUUUCCUGUUGCUUAACUUUUUAAAAACAUUCAGUUUUUUUCUGGUCUGUUUGUUUAUUUUUUUAUUUAUAAACUUUUUUUUUUUCAAAUAUCAUAAUUCAGAACAAUAUCGGACACUUUGUCCGUAUAUCGGGAAUAACCUGUACUUAUUAUCAAAAUUAAUUUAGAGUAGUUAAAGAAAAAUAUUAUGUGGGUUUAUUUUGUUUUUUUUUAUUAUUCUGCAGAGUCUAAUUGAAAGCUUAGACGAAGGCUGGAGUUAAUUUAUUUGAAUACUGUGUGGAUUUGUUUAACCGAGUAUACCUGCUGAAAGGGCGAAUGAUCUACUUUUCUCUGUCAUUAUAAAUAUUAAUGAAGCAAUCGUUAACCUGCUUGUAUUAAAGUCGGGCAUAUUCUUUCCAAGUUGUCUUUUUCACAACUUGCGAAAGUUCUCUCAGGACAUUUUUUGCAAAGAUAAUAAUGAAUAUUCACAGACAACGACCAGCUUCCUUAAACCCAUAUUAAACGGGGGCGUCGCCGCGCUGGUAUUGAAGGAGAAACUCGAGGGUUUGGCGAAUCGGUACUCCAGGAACUUUCAGAUCUCUUCAGCCAUUAUCCUCACCAAGAAAUCUGACCAUGGAACCGUCAGCAGGGAAUCUACUUUUCUUCCUAACUCUUUUUCUCUUUGAUGUGCAGAUCAGCAGCCAGGUGUGUGUGGAUAUCCCGUCAGACACAGAGGCCGUCCUGGGUCACGCCAUGAGGCUCACCUGCAUCUCCUGCAUGAAGAGAGAGGAGAUCAGUGCCAAGACACGGGUGGACUGGUAUUAUGUGACGGAGGCUAACAAAAGGAUUCCGAUCUACGCGUUCGAUGGGCUGCCGCAGGAAAUCGACGGGCUGUGGAAGGGCCGACUGAUGUGGAACGGCAGCAAAGACUUACAGGACCUGUCCAUCAACAUCCUGAGGGUCACGCCCAAUGACACGGGCACGUAUGUGUGCGAGGUGCUGCGCCAGUUCCAAUUCAACUCCUACACGCCCUCCUUCACCUACAGCAAGGUCAUCCAUCUGGUCGUGAGUGAGGAAGUCAGUCGGAACCUGAUGGCAGUGUACUCGGAGUACGUCAUGUACGCCCUGCUGAUGUUCCUGAGUCUCUGGCUGCUGGUGGAGAUGGUCUACUGCUACAGAAAGGUCUCCAAGGCCGACGCUCGUGGGCGGAACAAUGCGUAUUGAUUCUUACCUAUAGCUGGAAAUGGGAUUCAAGUCCAAGCCGUGAUCUUCCACAGCCCAACCAGGUCUUUUGCUAACUGGCGCUCAGCAGAACCGGUGUGACGACUCAGCUCUUAUGGCACUCGACUGUUGAUUGGAUGAAUUGGGGGAAACCUAACUGGCCAUUCACAGACAGAACCUAAGCCCAGAACCAAAUGUAACUAACAGUUCCUCUGUAGAAAGUUCAAAGUACAAAGUUAGGAAGAAUCAUGUGUGGGGGGGGGGGAACCAAAACUCACUCAGUCGUGUUGUAAUCCGAUAAAAAUAAACUCAGUACUUCCACAGAAAUUGACUUGAUAAAAUUAGCCCAUGGACUGAGUUACUUCUGGACAGUUAAUCACAUCAACAAGAAAACCCUUGUGAAUCUGAAGUCAUAUGUAUGUAAUAUUGAGUCAUGCACAUUUUUUUUACACAAAAUAUUUUAAAUGUUGUACUAGUACAAGCCCAGAAAGAACCAAUUUUACAUGCUGCCAAAGAAAGGAGUUGUAACUGAACGCCAGUAAAAAACUCAGUGCUCAAUUCCACACUUCAUAGUGUAGCUGUCUUCCAGGAAGCAGGACUGCGUAAACCUUGCAGGUUGUAAAUGGUCUUGAUAUUAUUUAAAAGAUAUUAUUUAAAAACUGUGUGUGUGUGUGUGAGAGAGAGAGAGAGAGAGAGAGAGAGAGAGAGAGAUAGACAAUAGGGAAGUGCUGUUACCUUUAUGAAUGUAGCAAUUUGGAAUUUGGACAGGUGUUUCUCAACUCAGUCCCCGAGAGCUGGGAGGAAGCAAAAAUAUGGACUGUCUCACAGGGAGUUGGGGGGAGGGGGCAAAAACAUGGACUGUCCGGGGGUCCCUGAGGACCGGGUUGGGAAACACUGAUUUAGAGGGACUUCAUCCGGGGACAGGAGUGCUUUUCCAUUUCCUGGUCUUAGUAGUGAGGUUAAAUUAGGCCCAAGAGACAAAUGAGAGACUUAAAGUUGGAGAGUAUACAAUGUGGGCUAAGUCAUCUGCUCGUAUCCAUCCAGAUCAAAGCUCUCCUGUGUGCAGAGAGAUUCUGCUGUCCUGCUGCAAGAAACAGUUAUUUAUUAUGUAAUAUCACCUCAGGUUCAAGGCCCUUACCUUAUCUGGUACACUAUAUAAUAUUUACCGUGUAUUAUAAAUAUUUCAAUAUAUGUUAUAUAUAUGUUAUGUGAAUAAAAUUUUGCUACAAUUA
Brienomyrus brachyistius is the source of this 2518-nucleotide messenger RNA. RefSeq names its product sodium channel subunit beta-3-like. Gene Ontology annotation, cellular component: voltage-gated sodium channel complex. Bases 699 to 1289 code for a protein of 196 amino acids. Gene Ontology annotation, biological process: ventricular cardiac muscle cell action potential; regulation of heart rate by cardiac conduction; sodium ion transport. Lineage: Eukaryota; Metazoa; Chordata; Actinopteri; Osteoglossiformes; Mormyridae. The record is from RefSeq and is a predicted model, not a curated record. Gene Ontology annotation, molecular function: sodium channel regulator activity. The transcript has 5 exons.